Colletotrichum abscissum is the source of this 534-nucleotide messenger RNA. RefSeq lists its product as uncharacterized. The record is from RefSeq and is a predicted model, not a curated record. The coding region runs from base 1 to 534 and encodes 177 amino acids. Lineage: Eukaryota; Fungi; Ascomycota; Sordariomycetes; Glomerellales; Glomerellaceae. The transcript is spliced from 2 exons.
AUGAAGCUCUAUCCGAAAGGGGUCUGGCAACAGUCCCUAGAAGCUCCUCGACACCGCCGUCAAGACAAACUAUGUCGGCGAGCAAGAAUUCGUACUCUUGUCCAAGAGAUUGCGGCAGCUAAACAUCGGCGGGUGGUGGAGCAAAAGACCGCCCAGCGAACGCAACCGUCAAAGCUAGAGUCCGAGGUCGCCAGCCACAACGUGCUCAUGUUGAAAGUCGCAGUCGGGUGGCCAAAGUCUGCCACUUCAGUCAAGCAGUCGUCGAGGCGGCCCGUCGUUCUCGGACGAUUUGAGGACGACGGCCGUUUCCGCUGUCGAGUUCAGCAGUAUGACACCAACGGCAACUCGCUGUCAGAUGAGCAUAAGCAUCGAGGCUCCCUUGAUGUUCUUCCUGGCGAUAUUGAACUCAUUCACUCCUUCAGCAAGCACUACCACAACUUACCAGAGGCAGUUUCAAAUAUGUUGUUGAGACAGGAAAGACGCUUCUACCACUUGUUUUAUUCCUAUUGGGGCAUUCGAAAUACCUGGCAAUAA